AUGGAGAUCGCGCUGGUAACGCUGGAGAACGGCGGCGCCACGGCCAUCGGCGAAGAUGGCCCCGGCAGCGGCCUGAGCCGGGCUGAGCGGCUCCCUUGGCUGCCCGAGUGCGGCGCCAAGGAGGGCUGCCCGGAGCCGGGCGCAGCGCGCGGCUCGCCGCGAGGCCUCCUGCGCCCACCCGACGUGGCCAUGCUGGCGGCCGACGAGGAAGGGCCCCCGCCCGGGCAGGGCCAGGCCCGCGGCGGGGGCCCCCUCGGCCACUGAGCCGCCGCCGUCUUCGUCGGCUGCGGCUGCUGGGGGCGACGAGGGCGACGAGGGGCCGGAGGCGGAGGCGGAGAGCGAGCGCGCCCUGGGCGGCCAGCAGCGCGUCCUGCUCAACAUCUCCGGGCUGCGCUUCGAGACGCAGCUGGGGACCCUCAGCCAGUUCCCGGACACGCUGCUUGGGGACCCCGAGAAGCGCAUGCGGUACUUCGACCCGCUGCGCAACGAGUACUUCUUCGACCGCAACCGGCCCAGCUUCGACGGCAUCCUCUACUUCUACCAGUCGGGCGGCAAGCUGCGGCGGCCCGUCAACGUCUCCAUCGAUGUCUUCGCCGACGAGAUCCGCUUCUACCAGCUGGGCGACGAGGCCAUGGAGCGCUUCCGCGAGGACGAGGGCUUCAUCCGCGAGGAGGAGAAGCCGCUCCCGGCGCACGAGUUCCAGCGUCAAGUGUGGCUCAUCUUCGAGUACCCGGAGAGCUCCAGCUCUGCGCGAGGCAUCGCCAUCGUCUCCGUGCUCGUCAUCCUCAUCUCCAUCAUCACCUUCUGCCUGGAGACGCUGCCCGAGUUCCGCGACGAGCGGGAGCUGCGCGUGCCCCUGCUCCCAUCGCCCAACGGCACGGCGGAGAGCGCCCCGACGGCGCCCAGCACCCUCAGCGACCCCUUCUUCAUCAUCGAGACCACGUGCGUCAUCUGGUUCACCUUCGAGCUGCUGGUGCGCUUCUUCGCCUGCCCCAGCAAGCCCGAGUUCUCCAGGAACAUCAUGAACAUCAUUGACAUUGUGGCCAUCAUCCCCUACUUCAUCACGCUGGGGACGGAGCUGGCUCAGGAGCAGCAGAAGAAGGAGCAGCCGCAGGGCAGCAGUAGCAGUAGCAGCAGCAGCAGCAGCAACGGAGGCCAGCAGCAAGCCAUGUCCUUGGCCAUCCUGAGAGUCAUCCGCCUGGUCAGGGUCUUCCGCAUCUUCAAGCUCUCCAGGCACUCCAAGGGGCUGCAGAUCUUGGGUCAGACUUUGAAAGCCAGCAUGAGGGAACUGGGCCUUCUCAUCUUCUUCCUUUUCAUCGGCGUGAUUCUCUUCUCCAGUGCCGUGUAUUUUGCUGAGGCUGAUGAUCCCGAAUCACAUUUCUCCAGCAUCCCUGAUGCCUUCUGGUGGGCCGUGGUCACCAUGACCACGGUGGGCUAUGGGGAUAUGAGGCCUGUCACUGUGGGGGGCAAGAUUGUGGGGUCCUUGUGUGCUAUUGCUGGCGUGCUCACCAUUGCCCUGCCUGUGCCGGUUAUUGUCUCCAACUUCAACUACUUCUACCACCGAGAAACGGACCAUGAGGGAGAGGCCAUCCUCAAGGAGGAGUCUAGUACUGCUCAAGGCGGCUCAGCCGGGGACUUGAAGAGACGAACCAGCAAAAACUCUUUGGACAAAUCCGUUGUGCACUUGGAAAACGCCGAGGGGGUUAACAAUGGGACCGGGUCUGUGGAAAAGGCCAACAUCAAAGCUAAAAGCAGCAUGGAUCUCAGAAAAUCUCUCUAUGCACUCUGCCUGGAUACCAACAGGGAAACAGACUUGUAA
This is a messenger RNA of Podarcis lilfordi (Lilford's wall lizard), 1819 nucleotides long. Lineage: Eukaryota; Metazoa; Chordata; Lepidosauria; Squamata; Lacertidae. The record is from the annotation of a GenBank genome assembly.